CUCCACCUUCUUACUAUUUUCCCCCCACAUUGCAAGCAACUGUAUCAACACUAGCAUGAUUUGCCAGAUUUCCUCCAGCAAAACAAGGAAACGUGGCAAGCCAAUCAGAAAAAUAAAGAGAAGUUCUGGCAGGGGAGAUGGCUUUUUGCUGGGUCUUGUGUCCAUUUUUGAAACUCCCCUCUCUGCCUGCUUCAAUAGGCUUCUGUGGGAAUAGUUCAGUAUGCUGGGUCCAGAGGAAUCCCCCUCGGAAACAAGAGAAAAGGGCUUAAUUUUGACAGAAAGCGCUGGAACCGUUUGCUUUCAUUACAGUCCUGCCUAGUUCAGCAGAACACCAAGCUGUGCAGGUUAACACUUUUUCUGUUUUGCUGCUCAGAGAAGUCAAGUCCGGCCACACGGACAAUGAACUCCAGAAAACAGACAGUUCUGUUAUGGAUCUUCUCUCUUGUUCUCUUCUCGGUGGUAGUAGCUGUUUACUUGGACUGCAGGGAUGGAACACUGGUGUGGAUAUACAACAACAAGAGCCUAAAGAUCGCUGAGCUAAAAAAUAGAACAGAACACUGGCUGACCAUGCCCGACUGGUUCAACCCCUGGAAUGCAUAUGCUAAUCAAGAACCAAAUGGGAUAUCCUUGCCCCAGUGGUUUAAUCCAAGCGCUCGCAUGAAUGUGCGCACAUUGACUUCUUGGUCAGCCCCCAUCAUCUGGGAGGGAACCGUCGAGAGAUCAGUUUUAGAGGAUUAUUACAAGAAGAAGAAAGUCACAGUUGGCUUGACAGUUUUUGCCAUUGGGAAGUACCUAGACAAAUAUUUGAAGAACUUCUUAACCUCAGCCAACACCUACUUCAUGCCUGGCCAAAACGUUAUCUUCUAUAUUGUGGUGGACAACCUCUCAGGAGUGCCCUUGAUUGAGCUGGGUCCGCUUCGGACACUGAAAGUCUUCCAGGUAGAAAAGGAGAGCCGGUGGCAAGACAUCAGCAUGAUGCGCAUGAAAACCAUUGCAGACCUCAUUGAAAGCCAGAUCCGCCAUGAAGUGGAUUUCCUCUUUUGCAUGGAUGUUGACCAAGUCUUUGAGAGCAACUAUGGAGUAGAGACUCUGGAUGAAUCAGUGGCACAACUCCAAGCUUGGUUUUAUAAGGCAAACAGGGAAUCUUUCACCUAUGAGAGGAACCCUGAGUCAGCUGCAUACAUCCCUUAUGAAGAGGGGGACUUCUAUUAUCAUGCAGCGGUGUUUGGUGGCACCCCACAACGCAUUUACAACCUUACCAGGGAAUGCUAUGAAGGCAUCCGAUAUGACAAAGAGCAUAAUUUGGAAGCCAUUUGGCAUGACGAAAGCCACUUAAAUAAGUACUACCUCCGGAACAGGCCCAGUAAGGUGUUAUCUCCAGAAUAUUGCUGGGAUUAUAAAAUUGGUUGGUCCUAUGACAUUAGGAAUAUAAAGUUAUCCUGGAUGCCCAAAGCAUAUGAAGAAGUCAGAAAUAACUAACAUGUCAGCAUUCCUGAAAGCAAAAGGUGUUGGCUGGUCAUUUUGAGCACAGAACAUGUUCCUCUGGCAGUUUGAAGAAAAGAGAAAAGGAACAUUUGCCAAAGUAUUUUAAUUCAGUAAACUGGGAAGUUCCCCAUCUUCCUUCCAACAUA
This is a messenger RNA of Heteronotia binoei (common prickly gecko), 1631 nucleotides long. Its product is annotated as N-acetyllactosaminide alpha-1,3-galactosyltransferase-like. Lineage: Eukaryota; Metazoa; Chordata; Lepidosauria; Squamata; Gekkonidae. Gene Ontology annotation, cellular component: vesicle; membrane; Golgi apparatus. The record is from RefSeq and is a predicted model, not a curated record. Gene Ontology annotation, molecular function: hexosyltransferase activity. Gene Ontology annotation, biological process: carbohydrate metabolic process. The transcript has 7 exons. Bases 400 to 1479 code for a protein of 359 amino acids.